CGCCUCUCUGGUGCGGGCGGAUCCAGCCCCCCCGAACCCUGGGUGCGGUUCUGCUCCGGCUGCCAUAGAAAACCACGUCAGCCCGACAGCCGAUCUAGUCCUUGGCGUGGUGGCUUCAGGCCGGUUUCGCUGCAACCGUGUUUGCCGUGAACACGUGAAGCGUACUGGGGACAGGUGAUGGUUAUCAAAGGACUUUAUAGAUCUGACAUUGUCGAAGACUCAGCGAAAGACUCCGACAGUCAUUCAUAAGCAUUAUCAAAUCCACCGCAUUCGACAGUUUUACAUGAGAAAAGUUAAAUACACGCAGCAAAAUUACCAUGACAGACUCACCCAAAUCUUAACAGAUUUCCCAAAAUUAGAUGAUAUCCAUCCUUUUUAUGCAGAUUUGAUGAAUGUUCUCUAUGACAAAGAUCAUUAUAAGUUGGCCUUAGGACAGAUUAAUAUUGCCAAGAAUCUGAUUGACAAUGUUUCUAAGGAUUAUGUGCGCCUGAUGAAGUAUGGCGAUUCUCUUUAUCGAUGCAAACAGUUGAAACGGGCAGCUCUGGGACGUAUGUGUACAAUUAUCAAAAGGCAGAAGCAAAGUUUAGAAUAUUUGGAACAAGUGCGACAACAUUUGUCCCGUUUGCCAACUAUUGAUCCCAAUACACGAACUCUUCUGUUGUGUGGCUACCCAAAUGUUGGAAAAUCGAGCUUUAUAAAUAAGGUGACAAGAGCAGAUGUGGAAGUGCAGCCUUAUGCCUUUACCACAAAAUCCCUCUUUGUGGGACACAUGGAUUAUAGGUAUCUGCGUUGGCAGGUGGUAGAUACCCCUGGUAUUUUGGAUCAUCCUUUGGAAGAAAGGAAUACCAUUGAGAUGCAGGCUAUCACAGCGCUUGCACAUCUCCGUGCUGCUGUGCUUUUUGUAAUGGAUGUGUCUGAGCAGUGCGGGCAUUGUCUGGAGGAGCAACUAGAACUCUUCCAAAAUAUUAAACCACUAUUUGCAAAUAAGCCUCUUAUACUUGUAGCAAACAAGUGUGACGUGAAAAGGAUUUCUGAACUUCCUGAAGAAAAUCAGAAAAUGUUUGAAAAUUUAGAAGCGGAAGGAUUUCCGGUCAUAGAGACAAGUACUCUAACAGAAGAAGGUGUGAUUAAAGUUAAAACAGAGGCCUGUGACAGACUGUUGUCCCAUCGUGUUGAUACCAAAAUGAAAGGAAAUAAGGUGAAUGAAGUGCUGAACCGACUACAUUUAGCUGUACCAAGCAAAAGAGAUAAUAAGGAAAGGCCACCUUUCAUUCCUGAGGGAGCAGUAACACGUAAGAAACGCAUGGAAGUAGAUGCACCUAAAAAGAAGAGGGAGAGAGAUCUUGAAGUGGAAAUGGGAGAUGAUUAUAUUUUGGAUCUUCAGAAAUACUGGGAUCUAAUGAAUUCAUCUGAAAAAUAUGAUAAGAUACCUGAGAUCUGGGAAGGACAUAACAUAGCUGAUUAUAUUGAUCCAGAUAUCAUGAGGAAACUGGAAGAGUUAGAGAAAGAGGAAGAGCUGAGGCAAGCUGCUGGGGAAUAUGACAGUGAACCAGAAAGUGAAGAUGAGGAAAUGUUGGAAAUCAGAAAACUGGCACAACAGAUUCGAGAAAAAAAGAAACUAAAAAUUUUGGAAUCCAAGGAAAAAGAUACUCAGGGCCCAAAAAUGCCUAGGACAGCUAGAAGGGUCCAACGUAAGAUACUAGAGAAGGAGAUGAGCAGUCUUGGUCUUGACAUGGCUGGUAAAGAUGAAGCACAUUACGUGGUCCAAGCAAGAAGAUCCAGGAGUGUUACUAGGAAACGUAAACGUGAAGAAUCUGAACCCCCUAAGUCUGCAGCACGCAGUCGCAGUUCCUCUCGCACACCACGUGACACUUCUGGUCUGCGAGAUGCAAAGAUGGUGAAGAAGGUUAAGACUAUCAUGAAGAAUUCUCAAAAGAAAAUGAAUCGCUUGGGCAAGAAAGGAGAGGCAGAUAGGCAUGUGUUUGACCUUAAACCCAAACAUUUACUGUCUGGCAAAAGGAAAUCUGGUACAACACAGAGAAGAUAAAAACAUUUUUCUGAAUUAAAACUA
Caretta caretta (loggerhead turtle) is the source of this 2071-nucleotide messenger RNA. It is a transcript of the gene GTPBP4, whose product is annotated as GTP binding protein 4. Gene Ontology annotation, molecular function: GTP binding. The record is from RefSeq and is a predicted model, not a curated record. Lineage: Eukaryota; Metazoa; Chordata; Testudines; Cheloniidae.